AUGAGCUCCUGGAUGAACGACGCUGCCGUCCAAAACCACAAUGGCGCAGGCUUCAAUCAUAUGAACGAAUCGAAUACCGGAGGAAACAUGAUGGACCCAUCGGGUUUUAUGCCCACUUCAUCAUCCUUUGAUCCCAAUCAAUUCCAGAAUCAACAAUUACAACAAAGAAUGCAAAAUGGUGGAAUGCGCAAUGGGUCGCCAGCCUUCAAUAACCCGCAAGCUUCUGGCAUGCUACCUGGAUCUCGCUCACAAACUCCACAACAAGCUGCCUAUCCCAAUUUUUCACCUAAUAAUGUCCCCCCACAACAUGCGCCUCAACAGACACCAUAUUCGCAUUUACAGAAUGGAUCGAGUAAUGCUAGUCCGUCUCCAAUCAUGGCUAAUCAGCUACGUCCUGGCGGUGUACCACAACGAGUUUCUACAGCUUCUCCUCAUCCAUUCUCGCCUUCACAAUCUGAUCAUGGAAGCCGAGUCGAGACACCACAAAGUAGUACAUUUGCCCAGAACACUCCCUAUGCACCUGCCUAUGGUCAAAAUUUUACUCCCCCACCAGGACGAACUUCGGCACCACCGCAAAGUGCAAUGUCGACGCCACAAAUGCCACCUACGAUGUCACAACCUCAAAUGUACAAUCAACAGGCCCAGCCACCGAAUCACCAACCGCAACAAAAGAACACUUCUUUGGACCAAACCAGGCAAAUGUAUCAGAUGCGACUGCAACAAUCACUUCAGCAGCAGCAGCAGCAGCAGCAACAACAACAACAGCAACAGCAUCAACAACAGAGCAAUCUACAUGCUGCGCAACGACAGAACAUGUCGCCCGGUGUAAAUCCAUUGUCUCAAGGGCAGAUGAUGCAAGCACCAAACGGCCAAUUUGCUGGCAUGCGACCUCAGCAAGCUUCAUUGGCCCAAAACCAAAAUCCGAACAAUUUUCUCAAAAGCUUGGCUGCUUUUAUGCAGUCAAAGGGUCUGCCUUUAGAGACGAAUCCAUUUGUAGGUGAUAGACAUAUCAAUAUUUACGUUUUGUAUGUGGCAGUUACCAAAUAUGGAGGAUACAGAAAUGUGACGGCUCAAAAUGCAUGGGGACAAAUUGCGCAAGCCAUUCAAAUACAUCCUUUGAGAUACCAAAAUGUGCCUCCGCAACUCAAGGCUCUAUAUGAGAGAAAUCUUCUUGCGUUCGAGGAGGCUUUUCAAUCCAAUAUGCAAAGGCAGAGAGCAGCCGCAAUGAAGCAGGGUGGUGCUAUCGGUGUACCCCAAAUGUCGCCCACUAAACAAAUGCCUCCAUCAAACUCUAUGCAAGCAUCGCAUUACAUGCAACAGCAGAUCGCCCAACAGCAGCAUCUCCAACAGCAACAAACUACCCCCAUGAAGCAAAUGACACCUCUACAUCAUCCUCAACAACCUGCCAUGAAUGGUUUCUCAACUCCACAAGCCCCGCCAGUACAUCCUUUAGGAUCUCAAAGCCAUGCUCGGAACAGUCUCUCGAGGAGUGUCGAGGCCACCCCGCCGCAGAAUACCGGCAUUUAUCCUAUACCGUCUCCAGCUUCAAUACCCAAGUCUGGCAGUAUAUCAUUGGCAUCACCUCAUCCUAACAUGGUGCCGGCAUUAGAUGAGCAAAAUCAAGAUGAGGUAAUGAACGUAGUCCUUCCUGAGAAGUUGAAGGUCUUUUCGCGGAUUCCUGAUGAAAAUGGGGGCGCCCUCGAUUUGGAGGUUCUCCGUGGCGAGGGGACUUCCUUGUUGAAACUGAAGCCAGAUUUUCCACCAUUGACUGAAAUUGGUACCAUCGACGUCCAUGCCUUAACCAUGAGCCUUCAAUCCGGACUACAUGCCGAAGUACGUUUGGCUUUAGAUACUCUGGCCUUGGUGUCCUCGGAACAACGGCUACCAAUAGAGUUGAUGAAAUGUGAUGAUUUGGUUGAGACACUAGUUGAUUGCGCCGAGGAUCAGGUUGAAUUGUUAGCCGAAAACGCGGCAGAGGUAUCGGAUAUGAUGCUCAUAAAUUCAUACGAGGAUGUCGUCCGCGCCUGCCAGGCUGAGAAGCAUACCGUACAAGAUAUUCCACCUUUUGGAUCGGAGGAAUAUCAGGUCGAUCGAGCAGUCGAGAAGCUGAUUUGCAUAACCAGUAUUCUGCGCAACCUUUCAUUUCACGAACCAAAUCUUUUGUUCCUUGCAGAAGAGUUUGUUAUCAAAUUCUUCUGCGUGGUAAUACGGUAUCUUGGAACUCGAAAUAUGCUACUUAGGACCAACCAGAACACGCUGGAGUUCAUGAAAGACGGUGUUAUUUUACUAUCAAAUAUGGCACAUGAGAUCAAGUUACCUGGUCGCGAACAAGCGUUAUGUUUAUUGCAUUUCCUAUUAGCAUUUGCGCCCUGCCCUCCCCCAAAUGUAAUGGGAUCCGAUAAAAUCACAUUUUCGCAGUACGACCCAACUAUUCAUUAUUAUAUCUAUCCUGCUGUUGAUAGUCUUGCCAAGCUUCUUGCGCGGGAUGAACCAAACCGAACCCAUUACAAAACGAUCUUUGCCUCUGACGUGUCUUCGUCUCCACCUUUUGACCUUCUGACAAGAACAUUCGCUCUGUCUAUCUCGGUGAUACCUGAUCAGCAAAAAGACCCUAAACGGGGAACCUUCCUACCUCUGGUUGAAGCACGAAAGCCAAUGCUGAUGCAAGGCAUGCUUGCUGCGGAACUUCUGGCAAACCUUGCACCAGGAUACGACAGUGGCAUUGCAAAAGCUUGGUUAACUUCAGAGGAUGGGUUUGCAAAGAACCUUUCACACCUUGUAUUAACAUUAUGUCACGAAGCCCCACAAGGUCCAUCGCAUGGCAGAGUUUCUGCCGUACCUAAAACGGCAGAGGAAGAGGCAAUGUUACAAAUAGUUCUUGGUGGAAUUGGAAUAUUACGCCGACUGGCUGAAAAGUCACGAGACCCCGAAGACCCGACCUCUAUGAUACCCAUACCUGGAAUGCCAACGACGGAACGAAUAAUAAAACUACAUGAACGCAAACAGCCUAGGCUGAAAGAGGCAUUGCGACAAUUGUGCACUUUUACAAGUCUUGGCUAA
This is a messenger RNA of Botrytis fragariae, 3060 nucleotides long. Its product is annotated as putative arid bright dna binding domain containing protein. The record is from RefSeq and is a predicted model, not a curated record. The transcript is spliced from 2 exons. Gene Ontology annotation, biological process: regulation of transcription by RNA polymerase II. Gene Ontology annotation, cellular component: SWI/SNF complex; nucleus. Gene Ontology annotation, molecular function: transcription cis-regulatory region binding. NCBI's taxonomy places the organism in Eukaryota, Fungi, Ascomycota, Leotiomycetes, Helotiales, Sclerotiniaceae. The coding region runs from base 1 to 3060 and encodes 1019 amino acids.